Messenger RNA from Oncorhynchus keta (chum salmon), 4445 nucleotides. RefSeq names its product collagen alpha-1(VI) chain-like. The record is from RefSeq and is a predicted model, not a curated record. The transcript has 31 exons. NCBI's taxonomy places the organism in Eukaryota, Metazoa, Chordata, Actinopteri, Salmoniformes, Salmonidae. The coding region runs from base 305 to 3310 and encodes 1001 amino acids.
GCAUGGGCGUUGGACCCUUCUGCAAUCUAGAUCAUAGCAUAGUUACUGCGUGAAAUGUACUUUCUUCUGAAGAGGAAGGCGCGUAAACUCCUCUUCUUCCUCCCUCCUCUUUGCGAGGCGUUCCAUCUGCUGGUGCUCUGCUGCGCGCUCCCGUGUUGGCUCGGGCUUUUAACUGACUUAACGGAAUUAGAACUCUGACUGAGCUCCGGUUUCAUCCAUCUUCUGAAGUUCAGUUCGGAGGUUCGGGUUGGAGACGGUUGGGAGUGUUUUGGGUUUGAAAGUCUAGUUUUAAGCGAAUAAAGGCAUGGAGGCUCAUGGAGUUCUCUCUCUGCUGUGCGUUGCGCUGUGCGCUGGGGCGCUCGCACAGCAGACCGACAGACCCAAGUUCUGGGAGUGUCCGGUGGACCUGUUCUUUGUGCUGGACACGUCUGAGAGUGUUGCUCUGAGGGCCAAACCUCCCAACUUCUACAUCGACCAGAUCAAGAGCUUUACUGAACGCUUCAUCAUGGAGCUCAAAGAGAUGCGCCAGCCAUGUGACCGCUCCCUGACGUGGAACUCCGGAGCGCUGCACUACUCUGAUGAGAUCAUCUUAGUGCGCCAGCUGAGUGACAUCGCCACCGAGCGCCAGGCGCUCAUCAGUGACAUCAAGGGCAUCAGCUACAUCGGCAAGGGAACACACACUGACUGUGCCAUCAAGAGAGGCAUCGCUGAGCUGCUCAUAGGGGGCUCCCACUACCAGGAGAAUAAGUACAUCGUCGUGGUGACGGACGGCCAUCCUCUAACAGGUUACAAGGAGCCCUGUGGGGGGUUACAGGAAGCUGCCAAUGAGGCCAGGCAACACGGGGUUAAAGUCUUCUCUGUCGCCAUAUCACCUGACCAGGAGGACACAAGACUGUCAGUGAUUGCUACAGACCAGAACUACAGACAAAACUUCACAGCAGCUGACAACAGCAGAUCCACCCAGCUACAGACCAUACGCAGCAUCAUAGAUAUGAUCACCAAUGAGACCAAGGAUGUGUGCUGCUCUUUCGACUGCAACGCUAAAGGAGGUCCCAAAGGACCAGUAGGAGACCUCGGGUCCAAGGGUGAAACAGGUAGACAGGGGAUGCCAGGGGAGAAGGGAGACAUCGGGGUAGAUGGGAAUUUGGGAGACCCCGGCCCUGUGGGGUACCGUGGAAUGAAGGGCGACCGUGGUGGAAGAGGUGACAAGGGCGAGAGAGGCCAUAAAGGCUAUAAGGGAGACAAAGGACAACGGGGAACAGAUGGAGUUGAUGGACGUAAGGGUGAUCCAGGCUUUUCUGGUCUAGCCGGCUGUAAAGGUUCCCCAGGACCCGAUGGCUCACAGGGAGACGGCGGUCCUAAGGGAGAUCCUGGUCCAUACGGAACCAAAGGAGCUAAGGGAGAUCAGGGGAAAGACGGAGAACCAGGACGACCCGGCAACUACGGACUGCCCGGAAUCAAGGGUACACCGGGCCCAAAAGGAGCCAAUGGGGACAAAGGACAGCGGGGUGAUGAUGGAGCACCUGGACCGGACGGCCUCCGGGGAGACAAAGGAACCCCAGGAGAGAAAGGAGAACAAGGAACCCGUGGAAACAGAGGACCAAGAGGAGAUUUAGGUGACCCAGGACCUCGUGGAGAUCAGGGCAGAGAGGGUUCAUCUGGAGCCAAUGGAGAGCCUGGUGACAUCGGCAGGGCGGGGUCUGCAGGAUAUAGAGGAGAUGAGGGCGCCCCCGGACCAGAGGGCCCCAAAGGACCAAGAGGGAUCAAAGGAGCUCCUGGAGACAGAGGCCAGAUCGGAACCAGGGGAGAAGAUGGGGCACCAGGAAAUGGAACUGAAGGUUGCCAUGGUUUCCAGGGUUACCCCGGGCCACGAGGGGGCAUUGGAGAGCCGGGCGGGAAGGGAACCCCGGGACCCAAAGGAGAUGACGGAGAGCCUGGAAACCCUGGCCUGGAUAACGACUCCCCAGGACUCCCAGGGAACAAAGGAGCCAAAGGUCACCGAGGACCUGAAGGAAACCCGGGACCAGUUGGGCCUCCCUCUCUCAGGGCUAAUGUGUCUGUCUGUCCUGAUGUAGAGUGUAAGUGUGGGCCCCUGGACCUGGCCUUCAUCGUGGACAGUUCUGAGAGUAUCGGCUCCACUAACUUCGCUCUAGCUAAAGACUUCAUCAUCACGGUCAUAGACCGCCUUAUUAAGGACCAGCAAGUUCGUUUUGGUUUUAAUGAGUCCAGGGUAGGCGUGGUGCAGUACAGUGGGGAUGGAGCCCAGGAGGCUGUCAGACUGGGAGACCCCAACAUUAACACACUGACUGAGCUUAAACAGGCGGUGCGGGACCUGCGCUGGCUGGCUGAGGCCACCUAUACAGGGGAGGCUCUGCAGUUCUCUCUGACCAACAUGAUUGACCGUCUGCAGCAGGAGAACCGCGUGGUCCUAGUGCUCACUGACGGACGCUCUGAUAUCACCAGAGAUAAAACACCGCUCAACACACUCUGUGGGAAGGGUAUCAAGGUGGGAGGUCUGGGAGUGAAGGACUACUCUGGCCGUCAGCCCAACCAUGAACAGCUCAGUGCUGUGGUCUGUACGAGCGACCCUAAACCAGGCUUCUCCUUCGUACUGGAGAACUUCGCUGAACUGCUGGAUGACAGCUUCUUACAGAACCUCACCACACGCAUCUGUGAAGAUAAGAAGUGUCCUAACUACAAAUGUCCCAUCUCCUUCUCAGGGGACACAGACAUCGUGUUGAUGAUGGACAGUUCAGCCAGUGUGGGACAGAGGAACUUUGACUCCAGCAAGACCUUCGUCAAGCGUCUGGCUGAGCGCUUCCUGUCUGCCGAGAGGUCCGGCCGUGCUGCCGUGCGUGUCGCCGUGGGCCAGUACAGCCGUGAACGCCGCAUGGAGGCGGAGCUGACCUCUAACCUCACCCUGCUGACCAGUAAGAUCGAUGCCGCCACCUUCCAGAAUGACGGUACUGACGUUACCAAGGCGAUGGCCUUCGCCAUGGAGCAAUUCAAGACAUCAGGGGGCGGGAACAGGAAGAGGAAGCUGGUGCUGUUCUCUGACGGGAGGUCGCAGGGCGUUACCGAGGCGAUGCUGGAGAAGCGCGUACGGCUGGUGUCAGAGGCGGGAGUGGAGCUGUACGUUAUCACCGUGGGCAACCAGGUGAGCGAGGCCAACCUGCGCUCGCUGGUCAGCAGGGGGAGGAGUUACGACGUCACCUACGCCCAGCGCCACCUGUUCCGCGUCCCAGACUACCCAUCUCUGCUGCGUGGCGUGUUCUACCAGACCGUGUCCCGCAGGGUCUCCCAGGCCUGAGUGCAGGGGUCAGGGCUGGGACCACAUGCUUUAGAGUUUAGUCUCCCUCAUUAUGAAUGUCCAUUCGUACUUCGUCGCUAAUUUACGAUCACUGUGUUUUAGUUGUGUUUUUAUGUCUGAUAAUGACAGAAGACGAUUGUGUGUCAGACUGUGUAAGAGAUUCUGUUACACUGUGUUCAUGUGCUCUCUGAAUUAUCAGGACCAACCGGGAAACUCCUGAAAAACUCCCGUAACAGAAACUAGUUUCAGAUGUCUAAAACAGUUUGUUAUGAGCUUCUAAGUUGUAACAUCUCCCAGUCAGACUGUUCCCAGAUCCAUAAUUCCCAGUCAGACUUUUCCCAGUUCCAUAAUUCCCAGUCAGACUUUUCCCAGUUCCAUAAUUCCCAGUCAGACUGUUCCCAGUUCCAUAAUUCCCAGUCAGACUGUUCCCAGUUCCAUAAUUCCCAGUCAGACUGUUCCAGGUUCUACAAUUCCAAGCAGCACAUGAACACAGCAUUAAACAGGAAGGUUACUGUAAAAUAAUGGGUUUUUUUUGUGUGUUUUUUUUUAACAAACUUAUUUUAUGUUGUUUUUAGAUCAGAGACAGAACAGGAUAUGACAUCACUCCAUAUGUUUUAAACAUCAAAGUUAAACAUUAAACAUCCUCCCUAUAGACAACCUGGUCAAAAUGAAGAUACUGAACAGCUGGACACAGACUGCUAACGUAUGUAUGUGUUUAGGGGAGGGGGUCUCUAAUGUCCAGUAUAUCAUGUAGCAUUUUCUCUAUAAACAGUUUGUCUGGGUUCACUUGUUUAGAUGAUGACAGACACACAUACACACACAACCACACACACACUCCUCUCUGUAUCAGCCUCAUUAACGCUUGAAGGCUACCAACCGUAAACUUUGUUUUGGAUGGAUUAUUCAGUCCUUCAACGUUCCAGGUAACAGAUGUGUGUGUUGUCAGCAGGGAAUUCCCUCUAUGUAAUAAAUCAUUAAUCCUCGGUGCUAUCGUUCAGAGCAAGUGUCUCAGUGUCAGAUGACCUCUGUAGCAGUAGACUUCUACAUGUAAAACUGAUGUCUUGAUCUGAAAGAAAACAUUUUGUUUGGACCAAGCGAGCUGCUUCAUUAAAUGCCGCGUCACCCCCCCAAUAAA